AUGCAGCGUUUUGCCUCUUCUGCCGCUCUGGCACUUGCCAUUGCCGCCAGCUCGGUCUCUGCGCAGAGCUCGACGACUUUUCCCGAAGGCGUCAUCGCCACUGGAACCAUGGGCACAACUAACCCCGCCCAGCCAACUACGGGAACGACCGUCAACCAGACAUCCUAUUCACGACUACUUUCCCUGAACUCUGUCGAUGAUUGGUGUAUUUUUGCUCCCCCUUCAAACAACACCAUUGGUGAAUCUGAGGCCAUCGAAGUCGCAUGGUGCACGAAAGCGCGGAACAACGCCCGUGUCAUCCCCGACGGUGUUAUCACUGGUGUUUCCUUCCUCAAAACUGACUUCUACGUCCAAGUCUUUGGCUACGGUGAUCUCACACAGCUAAACAUCGCGCCUGGUGACUACGGAGGUGAGCUCGACCCUCACGGAGCUACUGGUGCGGGUAACCCCGUCGGUGGUAACGUCACCACCGAUGUCGUUACUGGCUCGGACAUCAACAUUGCUGAGUGGAUGUCCUAUACCCAAUUCUGCAUUCGUGCCUGCACAAAUGCCAACUCUUCUUACAGCGCUGCCGCGAUGUGUGAACACAAGCUCGACGAGAUGGGCUGCACGUUCGUCAUGCCAGGAAACUACAACUUCAACGGAACCUUUGAAACUUGUGAUGCUGAUGUUGCCUACCCCCCUGGAUGGUACCCUGAAGUGAGCGGUGGAACGACCUCGUACUCCACCUUCGCCCAGUACUUCACCGGAACCUACACCGACAGCACCGGUGCUACUGUCUCCUACACCGUCGGUGACACCGUUACGCCCACGACCGUCGCAUUCACCCCGGCAUCUAGCAACUGCCAGACCACUGCCACCAUCAGCAACGGUUUGGCCGUCGCUACGAGCGGUAGCAGCAGCGGUAGCUCUGGUUCGAGUGGAUCCUCUGGAUCGGGAUCAGGCUCGUCUAGCAGUCGUACUGGUAAGUCCUGUCUGGGCCUGUUUAAUAUCUGUUCUCACUGA
Molecule: messenger RNA, 1005 nt
Organism: Desarmillaria tabescens
Lineage: Eukaryota; Fungi; Basidiomycota; Agaricomycetes; Agaricales; Physalacriaceae
Exons: 9
Coding region: 1-1005 (334 amino acids)
Source: RefSeq, a predicted model, not a curated record